UCUUAACCUGUUCUUCUGCUCUUCUGCAGUCUUCCCACAUUUUACUCCUGCACGGCAUUCCAGCUGCAGAGAUGUCUGUGACUGUGUACUUCACCAGUGUUACUGGCAGUCUUCAGACGAAGAAUAACCAGACGAAGAUCAUCCAGUUGCUGGAGUCUAAGAAAAUUCAGUUCGAGACGGUGGACAUCAGCCAAAGCACUGAUUUGAGGACAGAUAUGAGGGAGAAGUGUGGGAACCCCAAAGCCUUGCCUCCCCAAAUCUUCAAUGGUGACGCCUACUGUGGGGAUUUCGCCAUGUUCGAAGAAGCAGUGGAGAUGGAAACUGUUGAAGAAUUUCUGAAGCUGAAGUAGCGGUUUUACAGCAUUCACCGGAGAAUGUCUUAGUGUGUAAUAGAAUGAUAACAGCUCUUCACCAAAAUCUCUUUUCUAAUUUAAUGCAGAUCGUUUAACCGGAUAUAGAAUAUUUUAUGUACAGUAAACAAACGCAAUUCUAUAGUUAUGCUAAAGCAGAUAAUGCUUACAACAAUAAAAAGUGUUGGAUUAUAUUAA
This is a messenger RNA of Conger conger (European conger), 548 nucleotides long. RefSeq lists its product as uncharacterized. Bases 72 to 350 code for a protein of 92 amino acids. Gene Ontology annotation, cellular component: cytoplasm. The record is from RefSeq and is a predicted model, not a curated record. Lineage: Eukaryota; Metazoa; Chordata; Actinopteri; Anguilliformes; Congridae. The transcript is spliced from 3 exons.